This is a messenger RNA of Capsicum annuum, 1950 nucleotides long. RefSeq lists its product as uncharacterized. The record is from RefSeq and is a predicted model, not a curated record. Lineage: Eukaryota; Viridiplantae; Streptophyta; Magnoliopsida; Solanales; Solanaceae. The transcript is spliced from 2 exons. Bases 41 to 1879 code for a protein of 612 amino acids.
AUGAUUAAUUUAAUAAUACUAGUUGCAUCCAACAUGAUUAAUGGCUUCAUCUUCAUCUGAUUCAUCAACCCUGGUUCCAAUGGCGGUCGAUGUCUCCGCAAUUUAUUUUUGUAACAUAAAAAAUCUAGUUCCAACUGUGCUUGAUUACACUAACUACACAUUAUGGAGAGAGCUAUUUUUGCCUAUAUUUAAAGGUUAUGGUGUUUAUGGUUUUAUUGAUGGAAGUUAUCCUUGUCCUGAACCUGCUAUUCGCGAAGAGAAUGGCGAUUCUGUUGCUUUUCAACAAUGGAUUCAAGUCGAUUCUAUUAUUCUCUCAUGGAUUCAAGCUACUAUUUCACAACAAAUCCUUCAAGAAAUCAUACUAAUCAAAUCCAACCGUGGCCUUACAUGUCGUGAUGCUUGGCUAAAAAUUGAACAAUUGAUUCACAAUCAAAAUGUGCAGAAGUAUUACAAACAUAAUGAUCAGCUUGAUGUGACCGGGAAGAAGCUUUUACGCGUAAGGAACAGAAUAUGCAAGCAUUCCGAGAAGAAGAAGAAUAGUACACCUUUCAUCAGAUUUGGGCCGUUGUAUGGCCCAGGCGACGAUGAGAUUCAAGAAAAGAAGAUACAAGCAGCCAAGGACGAGGUUUGGCUGAACAUAUUACGGUCUUCUCCUGCAAAUGAUGAAGAAGUUACAAAGGGCUUAUACGUAUCGGCCAUCAGAUCAAUCGAAAAAGAAGCAAGAGAGAGUUAUAUCGCCAAUGACAACAUAAGUUUUCUUCAACUGACAGGAACUGAGUUCCGGAUGAUGAUGAUAAAAGAUGGGUGUUUUUUCAUUCAUCUAGCGUUAUUUAUGCUAGUAGAGGGCCACAAUCAUCGUCAUGUUCACAAUAAACUCCUUCAAGAAUUGCUGCACAACAAGAAACAACAAUGUGUUGCGUCUAUGUUUCAUGUUGGCAACCAGAUUCCCUUGGUGGUUCUCAAAUCAUUAAUGAAACAGAACUACUUCCGGGAAUUGAUAGCAAUUUGUGGCAGCUUGAAAACACCAAAAUCUGAUCUCGUGAAGAUGGCUUUAUACGAGUUUGUACUUUUGCCAGCGAUCGUAGAAAUUGAAACUGAGAAGAGAAGCAAUUGUUCGCCCCACGUACUCCAAUUUCUAUUUUCAGGAACCAAACAUAAGGCGGCGAAUCAGAUGCAGCAUCAACCUUGUGAUCUUCUCCAUGGAUUCCACCAACUACUUCUUGGACUAGAAAACAAUGAUAAAAUUGAAGACGAACAAGGAGUAGAUGACAGUGAUCUCGUUGAAACUGAUUUAGAAGCAGGGCGACAUGGAACUGACUCAUCAACUCCUAUUUUGAGGAGAACAGGUGAUUUGACUACUGGUAGAAGCGCCUCCGAGUUGAAGCAAUCGGGCGUAAAGUUUAAGGUUUUCGAGGGGAUAGGAAUCAAAGGGAUUAGCUUCAAGAAAAGAUACUAUCCUUUUGAUCCUUAUCUUGCCUUGCCUCAAUUCUUGGUUGACGCGCAUAGUAAAGUACUAAUUCAAUCUCUGAAAGAUUACGAAACUGCACAAAACUUUGAUGACAAUGAACGUGAAGUAACAUCGUAUUUGAGAUUCAUGCACGAACUGAUUCGAACAUCAGAAGAUGCCAAAGUCCUCCAAUUGAAUGGAAUCAUAAAAGGAAGCUGGAAACACACAGAAAAAGUACCGAGAAUGCUCAAGGAAGUUGCUGGUGAAGAAGAAGUCACUUGUCCCAAACUCCGUCUUGCAAAAUUCAAAUUGAACUACUUUGAUCGUCCGCCAUGGGUCAAUUUAAUGUCUCAGUACUUCACAUUAAUUUUCGCUCUCACUGUCAUCCAGACAUUUUACGCUGUAUUAGCAUACCAUAGACCAAAUUCAUAAAUUUGUUACUUCAUCCUUGUUCUGUUUCUCUUGAAAGCUAUAUUCCAUUAAUUAGCAUGUUCUUGUACUUG